AUGCUUAUCCUCUCAGAGUCCGAAAGUGUUAGUGCUAAUGGUGACAAGGAAGAGGAAGAAAUGCAAGACGCAAACCCCGAAUUGAAAGGACACUCGACCCGACAGCUCCAGGAAACACGAAGAAAAUCCGCAGAGAAGGCCGGCGGAGAAUUGCAUACCGGGCGACUCGCGGCAACUGCACGAGGAGGGGAGGCUGAGACAUCGUGGCAAGGAUUUAACCUGUUGCUUCACAUUCGUUGGCCUGUAGACUUCGCGAGAUCCUCGACCUACUCCAGUCUCAGCAGGUGCACACGAAAGCAGGACUUCUCCAACUCCACCUCCACCACCACCGCCGCCGCGCCCGCCCCUCCGAUGAUGUAUUCACGCCCAUCCUGCUCCAGCGCCUCCGCCGCCGCCCUCGCCGCCCUCAUGCUCAUCUUCCUGGCAUCGCCGCCCGCCGCCCACGCCAAACGGUUCGACUGCCAGAUGUUCUGCCGCACGACGGGCUUCAGCGGAAUGGUGGGCGGCUGCAGGUGCUCCUUCACGCUCUUCACUGCCAAGCGCGCCGUCAGAGACCACAACAGCGUGCCCGGCGAGGCAGACCCUUACUACGAGGCCGCCGAGAUGCCCGAAGGAAGCCUCACCGACCUCCUCCGCAUGGCCAGGGAGACCCAUGAGACCUACUCCCGCGAGGACGCCCGUGGAGAUGCCUCCUCCUCCUCCUCGAUCUCCUCCUCCUCCUCCGCUCUCGAACCCUCGUCCUCCAAAAGCCACGUCGAGGAAGUGCCCAAGAACCACCCCGUGCGCCUCAUGGUUAGGUCCACCGCCGCUCCUCGCGUCCUCGGCUCCUCCUCCUCCUCCGUCGCUGCCAACAGGCUCAGUCGCUCCCCCGCCCCCCAGAUGCUAAGCAAGAGGAAGGAGUUCGAGCAGGACCUUGACAACGGCGACACCAGCGACUACUUGAGGUUGCCAUACUAAACUCAAAAACAAAAAACAAAAACACUCGCCUUUCUCUUUACUUGAAUCAAAAUCUCGUUUCUAACUCGCUAACUCUCACUCUCUCUCUCUCUCUCUCUCUCUCUCUCUCUCUCUCUCUCUCUCUCUCUCUCUCUCUCUCUCUCUCUCUCUCUCUCUCUCUCUCUCUCUCUCUCGCUCUCUCUCUCUCCCUCUCCUUCCCCCUCUCCUCUCCCUCUAUCCCGACACACUGCCGACAAUAUCUUUCCGCAUAAUAUACUAAGAUGUCCGCCACGAAGUUCUCGAGAAGUGAUUGACAAGAAAAAAAUCUCUUGCUGAUUUAAACAGGCUUAUUCCGAUACAGUCACAAAUAUUAUACUGUUGAACGUACUCUACAAUGUAAUACAUAAUUAGCCAUUAUAUAGUUAAUAUAUACAGCGUAUAUAUAUAUAUAUAUAUAUAUAUAUAUAUAUAUAUAUAUAUAUAUAUAUAUAUAUAUAUAUAUAUAUAUGUCUAUGUAUAUGUAUAUGUAAAGCAUAUACACCAAGUAUUUAUAGAAAUAAAGCAUCUUAUUUAGGCUUCCCAUACUAACAUUAGAGAAGAAAAUUAUAUAUACACAUAUAUCAUGUACGGAACUGUAUCUGCAUAUCCUGUACUCAAGUCACUCUUGCAAGAACAGGACGUCUGGUGCAUUUAAUAUCUUCAUGAAUAAAACUGACAUAUUUGAA
Messenger RNA from Penaeus indicus, 1661 nucleotides. RefSeq lists its product as uncharacterized. The record is from RefSeq and is a predicted model, not a curated record. Bases 1 to 957 code for a protein of 318 amino acids. NCBI's taxonomy places the organism in Eukaryota, Metazoa, Arthropoda, Malacostraca, Decapoda, Penaeidae. The transcript is spliced from 5 exons.